AUGAGAAAACACCAGGCUGCGAAGAGAAAGGACAUCCUUGAACUCGUUUUAGUUGUGCUACCAUGGAUUUUACUCAUCACGCUUUGGCUCCAACGUCCUGGCAACUCGUUGCUUCCAGUUCCGAAGGCUAACAGAACUGGGGUCGGUAAAGCUCACCAAAGAAGCUUUAGACUUCAUGAGCUCUGCAUCAUAAAGAACAAGCACAUCACUGAGAUCACCCGGAUGAAAUACGUCCACAGCCACUCUCUACCCUGUUUUGAUGCAUUGCCAACUCUUCAUGUAAUAACUCCAACCUACAGUAGGCCCGUCCAGAAGGCAGAGUUGAUCCGCCUCACUAACACUCUCCUACACGUCCCCAAACUUCACUGGCUAGUGGUGGAGGACGCGGCACAGAGCACGGCGAUGGUGUCCAGACUGCUGGAGAACACGGGACUGAAUUACACCCAUUUGAAUGUAGAGACGCCGCCGGAUUUCAAAGUGUUGAAGAAGCCCAGAAAUGAAAGUAUUCCACGUGGAACCAUGCAGAGGAACCUGGCUCUCCGCUGGCUCAGGGAGAACAUCAACUCCAGCUCGGGUCAUAAAGGAGUUGUGUAUUUUGCAGAUGAUGAUAAUACUUACAGCUUGGAGCUGUUUGAGGAGAUGCGAUGGACUCGUAAAGUAUCUGUCUGGCCGGUCGCCUUCGUCGGAGGUCUCCGGUACGAGACGCCCAAAAUCAAUUCUCAAGGCAAAGUGUUCGGCUGGAGGACGGUGUUUGACCCUCGUCGGCCUUUUGCCAUCGACAUGGCUGGGUUUGCAGUGAACCUUCAGUUCAUCCUCAGCAAACCUCAAGCCUACUUUAAGCUAAAAAGUGUAAAAGGCGGAUACCAGGAGAGCAGUUUGCUACAGGAUCUGGUCACUCUCAGUGACCUGGAACCCAAAGCCUCUAACUGCACAAAGGUACUGGUUUGGCACACCCGGACAGAAAGACCCCUGCUUGUGAAUGAAGGAAAAAAGGGAUUCACAAAUGCCAGCGUGGAAGUAUGAUGAACUGCUGUCAUGCAUUUUUUUAAUACCGAAGUAUCCUGUCAAAACUGGACUAGCAGCGAGAAAGUAUUAUUCAGCACACUGAAUUUAAACUGUCCCCUUGUCAAAGACAGAUUUGAGUAUUUGACUAAGACACUCUCACUAAAGGGCAACUCUUAAUUAAAAGGGAUUUAAUGGAAAUGUAAAGAGUCAAACUCUUGAAAGCUUCGCAACAACUUAAUUCCCAUGUCUUUUGCACAGAUUUUUGCCCUAUUUGCAGUCUGGAUUAGUCUAACUGCCAAAAGUCAGAGCCUACCAAUUUUAGGCAGUUAGAGUUAACCGAUUUUGCCGAAACUUGCAUGGUGGCCACUAGCUCUGAUUUUUUAGCUUGAGACUAUAGAUGCGUCCCAAUUCACGUACUUAUGCACUAUUCUAUGAAGUUUUUAAGUACAAAUAAGUACUUAAUUUCCAAAAAGAAAAAGUGCACUUUAAAUACCCGGAUGAUGCACUAAGUUAACGGAAAAAACAAAGUGUGGAAUAUUGGACACUUCAUGCACUCAACUGUCACAGAUUUAAUUACGUAGCGGAGGGGGAGGGGGUAUCGGACUCCGUUGUUAAAUGACAAAAUAACCUUUUACAUUUCACGUACUACAUGCAUGAGUACAUAGUGCAUAAGUACAUAGUGUAUAGUGCGUCAUUUGGGAUGCAACUUGUGAUUCAGUCUAGUUGGAAGAUAUCAAACAUGUUCGAUAUUUUGAGCCAAUUUUAGAAUGGAUAUCGUUUUCAUUUGUCACAAAUCUCCUAGCAACAAGGCACAUGUUUCUUCGUGAGUUUGUUGUGUUGGAACCAUAGAUAUAUAAACAUAGCUGCCUCAUUAUAUAUAAACAUAGCUGCCUCAUUAGUAGCUGUUUCUAUUGGCCACUGUAUGUAAGCAGUCCGCCAUAUUGGAUCAGUCAAAACACCGGUCCAUGAACAAUCGAGAGCAAAUUGACUGUUCGUCUGCAACCGUAGUUAGAUGCAUGUAUGAAUAUCUACUUGCAAUAGACUUCAGCAGAUGAUUUUGCUAAACUAACACAAUACAACAAGACAAAGGCAUCAGCUAACACAACAUUCAAAAGUUAUCAUACUAUAAAAACCUGUAAUAUUGAGUUAUUACAUAUAAAAACACAAACCAACACAUUCUCAUAGUAUAAAAACCUGUAAUAUUGAGUUAUUACACAUAAAAACACAAACCAACACAUUCUCACCUGUGAAAUGUUAUUUCAUUUCUUAUGGAAUUUAAAUCUCGGCAGUUUCACAUUCAGAAGCUGAACAAUGUUGUGGAAUCAUUGAUUCUUACUGUGAGUGAUGACAUCCUGACCGUUCCAAGAUGGCAGGCUGAUGUGUCUGGAGUGGUCGAAUGUGGCAUCUGUGUAUACAUAUAUCUAUAGUUGGAACGACUUGACAAUCUGGUAGUGUGUGAUCCUGCAAGUGUAUGAUGUCCUGUUUUUCUCUGUGAUCAUUUAUAAAUUAUGCAAAAUGUAUGAUGCAUUGUGUUUUUAAAUUUCUUCAGAUUUUAAAGGUCGUGUAAUGAUACAUAACACUGCUGCACAACAACUUCGUUCUCAUGCUCUGGAAAACUUCCCUUCUAACAGAGCUUUACUAUGCUGAUUUGAUGUGGGAGGUCAGGUACAAUUUGGUUAAAAAUAGUAUUUGCAAUGAUGCAAACAUCAUUGCAAUGCAUUAACAAAAAUGUAGCAUCAUUGCAAUUGAUACAAAUUUUCUAUUAAUUGUUUAACAAUCCAACAUUGACAACUUUUUGUUCAUUUAAUUUUUUUUUGUUCAGGCACUUUUCUUGCGACGAGAAUACAUUUAAGUUGGUCAGUGAAAAUUUUCUUUGUACUUUUGUCAGUUAAGUAAAGGUUAAAGAGAAUGAACAAAUCACAGAUUCUGGAUUUUAUUGCAUUUUACAAAAUGUCCCACCUUUUCUUGAAAAGAGGUUGUAGCCUAUAAUAAAUUAAUUUAAAAUGUAGGCUACAAGUAUGUUAAAUCUGCCCUUGUUGUAAAAACCUGAACAGCUUUACAACGAGAGCACUUUUUUUAAUAGGCCAGAACAUUGCGAUUUAUGUUAUGGUUUAUUAGUUAAUAAUUGCCAGAGUUUUACUAGGGGAAAGAGCGUAUUUACAACAGGAUUUAAGUUCAAGUUUACUUCUGCAUUCGUGUCAUUUUGUGCAGAUGCAAGUUAAUAUUACACCUAUUGUUUUCGUCUGAUUAAUCUUAUUUGGGUAGGCUAUAUUAUACAUUUGGGUGAGUUCAUUAACCCUCUAGUAAAAGGCGUUAUUUUAUCAGUUCAUCCAAUUUCAGAAUUUUUCUUAAUCACAAUUUUUUUUUCUAAAGGUAUAUUGCAAAACGGAAUGUGGAACAAAAAUCGUUAUAUCUCAAUUAUCGUGUUUUCAUAAUCGCUGCAAGCCAAAAUCUCAUGAGAAAACGUAUGUAUUUUUACGUAAAUUGUGGUUCUACCACACGUACAUUUACUUACGUUUUCAUACACACAAAAACGUACAACAUUGACGUAUUCAUAGCACUAAGACGUAAAAAUACUUACGUAUUAACAGCAAAAAAAACGUAAAUCAUGUAACGUAAAGUGUGAAUGUAUAUGAAUUCCCAUGUAUUAAUAUUAAAUAUCGUGGCUUUAAUGAUUUAACGAUGUUUUUAGUCGAAUUUAUUGAAAGCAGUUUACUCAUCUACUUAAUAUGAAAUAACAUUUGUUUGUAACUUGUGCUGCUCGUUUCGGAGGAUUACGUAAUGUUAAACAAGACUACAAUUUGAAACCUUAUGAAUAAAAUUUCUGUAAUUCUUUAACCAUUUUGUAAUAUUUAGUUUGUUUGCUGUGCGACACAGAAGGCGAUUUCUCCUAUGCAGCGACUGACAAUACAACCAUAAAAUAUACCAAAGCACAACAUAAAUUCACAAAUCACAUCCAUUUUAUUUGUUCGCUGUACUCCCAAUCUUUAGAAUCCAUAUGUUUGUAAGGAACAGAUCCAAAUUCAGCCCUUUAUCCAUCGAUCUUCAUCUUCGUUCUCAGCAACAGCGACCGUCACAGUCAAAGCUCGCGCUCGUUAUGAUUCAAAUUUGAAAGUAGCGCCACCCUCGAGAAGCGUUACGACAUGGUUUACGGCACUGAUAUCGAACGCUCAUUGGUUAUCACCUGCUUCGUCACAGAUUGCGACAUGCCGUGUUUCAGUGGAUUGACAUUUGAAAUGAGUGCGCGCCUUCGCGGAGAGUAGCCGGAUUUAUAUUUUCAUGGAUUAAUAAAUUAAAUUCUGCUCUGUACCCUACCGCCAGAGAGGACUGGAACUCAUCAUCGCACAACUACUUUUGGUACCACUUUUGACAUUUUCGCAAAAAAUAAAUUAUUGUGAUUACGCUUGUUUGUCUGUCAUUCUUUUAUUUAUAACAGUAGGUAGUUUAAAGAAAUGGUUAUGGGUAGAUUUAAGGGUAGGUGUAGGAUUAGUGGCUCAAAAUAUCGUUUUAAUGUUAUAUUUUCACUAAAAUUGUCAUUUUCCUACACAUUUCUGUUCUUUAUGUUUUAUUCUUUUAACAUUCUGUAUAAAAUGGGUAGGUUUAGGUUCGGGAUGGGGUUUAGGGAUCUUACAUUUAUCUACAAAACGAUAAAAUGGAAAUUACACAUAUAUCUUUAUGCCAUGAAAGAUUCGUAAAUAUUUUACGUUUUUUCGCUGUAAAAACGUACGUAUUUUUACGUUUUAGUGCCAUAAUUACGUCAAUAUUGUACGUUUUAGCACCUUUCUAAACGUACAAAAAUGUACGUUUUGUGUCUUUGAAAGUUACGUAUUAAUACCUACGUAUUAACA
Molecule: messenger RNA, 4853 nt
Organism: Ctenopharyngodon idella (grass carp)
Lineage: Eukaryota; Metazoa; Chordata; Actinopteri; Cypriniformes; Xenocyprididae
Product: galactosylgalactosylxylosylprotein 3-beta-glucuronosyltransferase 1-like
Exons: 5
Coding region: 1-1023 (340 amino acids)
Biological process (GO): carbohydrate metabolic process; chondroitin sulfate proteoglycan biosynthetic process
Cellular component (GO): Golgi membrane
Molecular function (GO): galactosylgalactosylxylosylprotein 3-beta-glucuronosyltransferase activity
Source: RefSeq, a predicted model, not a curated record